Messenger RNA from Chinchilla lanigera (long-tailed chinchilla), 1672 nucleotides. RefSeq names its product chromosome unknown open reading frame, human C9orf171 (gene Cfap77). Lineage: Eukaryota; Metazoa; Chordata; Mammalia; Rodentia; Chinchillidae. The transcript is spliced from 6 exons. The coding region runs from base 96 to 950 and encodes 284 amino acids. The record is from RefSeq and is a predicted model, not a curated record.
CCGUCCCAGUGGUGCAGCCCGGGGAGAGUCGGGAGCAAAGGUCCGGGAAAAGGCUCCGCACGCAGCCGGUGUCUGACUCCCGGGCGACCUCCAGGAUGCCAGAGGCCAAGAGUUCCCGCAAAGACCCCACGCAAUGGAAGAAGAAGAAGGAGCCGGUGCGCCGCACUGUCAGCCAGAUCUGCCCGCCACCUCGGCGGCCCCUGACCGUGGCCGACAUCCGCCCCGGCAUGGAGAACCAGCGGCUGGGGGUCGUGCGCGACUCCAUGUUUCAGAACCCGCUCAUCGUCAAGGCAGAACUGGGCAAACCCCGAGAAAGGAGCUGCAGCCUGCCUGGGGUUGAUUUCAACUACGGCCUCUACAUCCGCGGGCUGGAUGGAGGGGUCCCCGAAGCCAUCGGGCACUGGAACGUGUACAAGCAGCAGCCCACCUGCCCCCACGAGCUGACCCGGGAUUACAUCGCCAUGAACCGAGGGGCCGUGAAAGCUGGCCUGGUGACCGCCCGGGAGAACAUCCUCUACCGCAGGCUCAACGACCUCCGCAUCAGCGACCAGGACGACCGGCGCCAGAAGAAAGAGCCGCCUGCCCUCCCUCCCAACAUGACGUUUGGGAUCCAGGCACGGCCUUCGACCCCAUUCUUUGACCUGCUGCAGCACCGGUACCAGCAGCUGUGGGUGCAGGAACAGAAGGCCGCCCAGAAAGCCAUCAAACUGGAGAAGAAGCAGAAGGUGGUCCUGGGAAAGCAGUGCGAGACCCGCAGCAGCCUCCUGCGGAAGUAUAAGCCGCCGGUGAAGCUGGACGCCCUGUGGCAUAUGCCCCACUUCCAGAAGGUGGGUCCUCAUCUGGACACCUUCCCCACCGAGGCCGACCGCCAGAGAGCGUUCAAAGUCCACCAGGAAGAACGUGCUGUGCGCCAGGGGACCCUGCGGAUGGGCAACUACACCCACCCCUAGACCCUGUGACGCGUGAGCCACCCCCGCUGUGGUGGGAAGUCCCCUGAGAGACUCACCUGACUCUGCUGCUGCUCCCAGCCCCAGCCGGCCCCUCCCCCAUUUCAGCCGGCUCUCAGGUUAAUUGUUUUCUGUAAGCCCCCGUACACUCCACCCCAAGUUCACCAACAUGAGCCUCACCCUACCCCAGCAGCCUUCUACCUGUGACCCUCCUGGGUCAGCUCUCCCUGUUCCUCUUCCCAGAGCCUCACCUGACAAGAUCAACCCACAUUACGAGGCAGCUUUUAACAAGCCAGGCUGAGGGUGGAACCCCCGGCCCUGCCCACCGGGCGAUGAGAACAGCCGGCGCAUUUCCUGCAGAAAGCGCCACGCCGAUGUGCUCUGAAAGCCCCAUUUUCUGUUCCAAGCAUGAGUUUUCGUUGCUCUUUUUGGGACGGCUGGUGUCUCACCGAGGCAGAAUUCUCUGUCUGGGACCCCUGGCAGCGAGCAGGAAGAGCCAACGGUUUAUUACCGGGGCAGCCCCGCCCCUCUGAGCCAGGCGCUGUCAAUCAGGCAGGCCGGCGGCCUUGUCCUUGCAGACGGGACGUCACCUGCCCUUGAGAGGCCAAAGGUGUCCGGGUUGCAGAGCGUCUUGGGCAAACUCCUGGGCACUCCUCCCUCCCAGCUCUCUCAGGUUCUGGGACUUUUCUCCACGAAUUACAGGCCGAUGUGUUUUAAAUGGAAAA